This is a messenger RNA of Anarrhichthys ocellatus (wolf-eel), 959 nucleotides long. RefSeq names its product nanos homolog 3 (gene nanos3). Lineage: Eukaryota; Metazoa; Chordata; Actinopteri; Perciformes; Anarhichadidae. The transcript is spliced from 2 exons. The coding region runs from base 147 to 836 and encodes 229 amino acids. Gene Ontology annotation, molecular function: zinc ion binding; RNA binding. The record is from RefSeq and is a predicted model, not a curated record.
UACCAACUUCAGAACUUUGUGACGAGUGCUUAGCGCCAUAUGUCUGCGGCCUUUUGCAUCGUUAUUACAACGUCACCGACUCUAUCCUCUUACUGAAAGAGAGUCUGGCAGACGAGACGAAAACAUUUGGGCGAGAAGGAGCUAGAAUGAACGGCAUGGUUUGGGGACUCAAGCAUCACCUGCCGCACUUCAUGGAGUCAGACAGCAAAAGUUUCCAGCCCUGGAGAGACUACAUCGGACUGUCGGACACAAUCCGAGAGAUCCUGGGCCGGCAUACGGACACUGAGUGCCCACUGCCAGCCUCCAAAGCUCCUCACUCAGAAUCUGGUGACCUGUGCGAGGCACUGAUGCCAGUGCGCAUUAACGCAGUUUACCGAAGCGACGACCUCGGAGCAGACUGUGCACCACAUCUCACCGCUGAAUCUACGCUGCCAGGCACUUUGGCUGAUCAACGUCCGCCUGGUGGUUCGUGGUACGCUACGAACACCUUUCGUGCCGAUACUACAGACGCGGUAGAUUUAAAGCUACUGCCAAGACCGUCAGGCUCCCGGGGACCGAAAGACCGCAAAAAAAACACUCGUUUCAGAACUCCAGACCCACCAUUGUCUGCGUCACCUGAGCGCAUGUUCUGCAGUUUCUGCAAACACAACGGGGAGUCGGAGGUGGUGUGCGGAUCCCACUGGCUGAAGAACCAGGCCGGAGAUGUCUUGUGUCCCUAUCUGCGGCAGUAUGUGUGUCCUCUGUGCGGGGCCACGGGGGCCCAAGCUCACACCAAGCGCUUCUGUCCGAAAGUCGACAGCGCGUACAGCUCCGUGUACGCCAAGUGCAGACGCUGAACCAACAGAAGGCUGAAUCCUCCUCUACCGAGUGUGGUUUUGUUUAUUACCGAGUGUGGUUUUGUUUAUUACCGAGUGUGGUUUUGUUUAUUACCGAGUGUGUGUGUGUGUGUGUGUGUGUGU